UCACGUGACUUGAAGCUGUCGCAAGGGAGGAGCGACGGCGUACAAUUCAUUUCGAUAUUUAUUACGCAAGCUCCUUCUAGAGUUGGAAACAGGUCGUGUCUGAGUGCUUUCUUUGAAGUUUCUAUGAGUUCAGUAGCAGAGAACGACAAAGGACCAAUCAUAUUGGCAGGGCCCAACGUUGAAGCUCUGGACGACUUUAGGAAUACGCUAUCAGAAGUUUUAGCCCAAACCCAAGAAAUCAAAGAAAGACCCAACGAUAUACGGGUGUUGCUAGGCAAGGAACUGUUGAAACAAAAUUUGGAUUCUAGUGUCAAGUGCUUUCUGGUGAUGCCAUGCGCAAGCCGCACUCUCAUCUAUCUAGAAGGUGAUCGUUCUAGCAUGUAUCAAGAACUCAAACACAUGUGCUGCGAUGAUGGCCAGUGGAACUAUCACAGAGUUUUUAUUGUAUUGUAUCGACACGAAGAGGUUGCCCAAAGUGAUCUGUACGAUUACGAGAAGAUCGACUUAUGGUGGAAUCCUGGACCCCAAAAGGAGCUCGAGCAGUUUGCCAAAAUAGGCCAUCUCAUCAGCUUUAAAAGCGUCUUAAACAGACAACAAAAAAAUACCAUUUGCAAUUUCUUAGGACUCAAAUUACGCCCCCUUGAAUCAUCUUUGAAACCAAUACAAGAUGCCAGCGAGGGUUUAUCACGUUUUCAGAGGCCUUUGCAAAUCUUCAGAGGCUUUCUUCGAGUGCAAAUCCGGUGUUUUCCUACUUUACAGUAUUGCGCUACAGCUUAUUUUCUGUGCUCUACUAUGAUGACAUUCAGUUCCAACUCUAAUGCUGCAGAAACUUAUUCUCCGUGGUCUUAUUUGUUGAAAUGCUGUGAUUCUGUUGAAAUGCUGUGAUUCUGUUCUACUGCCUCUGCUAGGAUCUUGGUUUAAGCCAGAUUAUAAUGCUGAAUUUAUUAUUAGAUACCUUCGACUUAUGU
Messenger RNA from Corticium candelabrum, 968 nucleotides. RefSeq lists its product as uncharacterized. The record is from RefSeq and is a predicted model, not a curated record. The transcript is spliced from 5 exons. Lineage: Eukaryota; Metazoa; Porifera; Homoscleromorpha; Homosclerophorida; Plakinidae. Bases 124 to 885 code for a protein of 253 amino acids.